GGAGCUGGAACGUUGCUGGCGAUUUCUACAGACUUUCCCACAAGGAGAGUUUGAUGAAUUACAAGAGAUUCGCGCGAACCUCAAAGUUUUUUACGGGCAUGAGUUUCAGGUCAUACUCAAUCUGACACCAGACGCCCUGCUCCCCGCAAUGCUACAUCCUGUAACCAAAGUCCGAGGCGUCGAGAAAUUGGAGAUGGUUGUCGAGUUCAGGAGACGUGUGAGAAUUGAACAGUCGAUUCUUCGAC
Perkinsus marinus ATCC 50983 is the source of this 245-nucleotide messenger RNA. RefSeq lists its product as hypothetical. Lineage: Eukaryota; Perkinsozoa; Perkinsida; Perkinsidae. The record is from RefSeq and is a predicted model, not a curated record. The annotation marks the transcript as partial. The transcript has a single exon.